UCAUCAUCAUCCUGUUUGUCUUAGUCCUCGUCCUCGUUCUCUGUCUUCAUUCAUCAAGCAGUCUCACCAUGUAUCUGGAGAACAAAACCAGCCUGGAGAUUGAAAUGUCUCAGACGGCAUCCCAAGGCCACCAGGGCAGGAGCAGCCUCAGGUCACCGAAGGCGGUGGCAGGGAACUUCGGGGAACUAUGUCUGCUGGAGGGCAUCUCGGAGAGGCUAGACACCCAGAAGCUGCAGCAGUCUGCAGGACAAUGCGUCAUCCACACCGAGGGCUUCGUCCCCAUUCGACAAGAGGACGGUUUCAGGAAAAAUUUCAGUGCUGUCAACAUCCUCAGAGGAAAAACUAACUCAGCCAACCUCACAGAGAGGUCGCCUCUGCUGCGAUUCUCUCAAGAUGACAGCAUAACCUACAUGACCCUACAUGACCCCAGCUUUGUUGGAGGGGAGGAGCCCUGGAACAACGGCUCCCUGGAUGUGGAGAGGCGGUACCGGCUGGGCAGCGAGGUCACGAGCCUGUCGCUAUCGCACUCCAGCUCCUCGGAGAAGUACGACCCUCUGGACAACCUCAACCUCAGCUUCAGGUUCACAAGCAAUGUGAAAUGCUGCUUCAAAGUCUCCAAAACUGCCACCAUCUUUGCAUUUGUUGUUCUCUGCAGUCUGUUCUUCAGCAUGUAUCCUGAUCGAGACAACCCCUGGAGGAUGCUGGCAGUCUCUCCCACAGAGAGUUUCUCAAUGAAUGUGACUGAUUUUCGGGACAAUGCUUUACUGAAGCUACAGGUGGCCGGGCCUUUUGCAGGGGGCAUGAUAGAUUUGACCACUCAGGAGUACAUCCUCAUUCAGGUAGAGCAGACUGAGCAGCCAGGACAGCGGCGGAGGAGGACUCAGCAGGUGACUCAUAAUUGGACCAUCCCUCUACAUGCAGAAAGAAGCGACCAGAUAGUGGAAACAAAAACCUUUGAGAUGCUCAACAGUGAUCCCAUCGCCAUCACAAUUCAGGCGUUCCUGCAGGAUAACGAGGUGGUGCCGCUAUCCAUGACCCACCAGCCGCUUUACGUCAGCGUGGAGACACAGGUGGCCAUCGCUGGAAUCAUCCUAGCUGGGGUCUAUGUUCUCAUCAUCUUUGAGAUUGUGCACCGCACCCUGGCUGCCAUGCUGGGAUCUUUGGCAGCCUUAGCUGCUCUGUCUAUCAUCGGGAAUAGACCCAGCCUUGUUACAGUGGUGGAGUGGAUCGACUAUGAGACGCUGGCUCUUCUGUUUGGCAUGAUGGUGCUGGUGGCCAUUUUCUCAGAGACUGGCUUCUUCGAUUACUGUGCAGUGAAGGCUUACCAGUUAGCCAGAGGAAGAGUGUGGCCCAUGAUCAUCAUCCUCUGUCUCAUUGCUGCCAUUUUAUCUGCUUUUCUGGACAACGUGACCACUAUGAUGCUUUUUACUCCCGUCACCAUAAGGUUGUGUGAGGUGCUUAAUCUAGACCCCAGACAUGUCCUGAUUGCAGAAGUAAUCUUCACCAACAUUGGAGGGGCCGCCACAGCUGUCGGAGAUCCGCCCAAUGUGAUUAUAGUAUCAAAUCAGGACCUGCGCAGAGAAGGGAUUGAUUUUGCCAGUUUCACAGGCUACAUGUUCCUCGGAAUAUGCCUCGUCCUUUUUACCUCAUUUCCUUUCCUGCGGAUGCUCUACUGGAACAAAAAACUUUACAACAAAGAGUCCAUUGAAAUAGUUGAACUCAAGCAUGAGAUCCUGGUUUGGAGGCAAACGGCUCAGCGCAUAAACCCCGCCAGCCGAGAGGAGACAGCUGUGAAAUGUCUUUUAAUGCAAAAAGUCCUCAACCUGGAGAGUCUGCUGCGAAAUAUGAUGAAGACCUUCCAAAGACAAAUUUCUCAGGAGGAUAAGAACUGGGAGCAAAACAUCCAAGAACUGCAGAAGAAGCACAGAAUUACUGACAAAGUUCUGCUGGUGAAGUGUGUGUCCGUCCUUGGCGUUGUGAUCUUCAUGUUCUUUCUCAACUCCUUCGUUCCCAGCAUUCAUCUCGAUCUUGGUUGGAUCGCUAUCUUGGGUGCGCUCUGGCUUUUGGUUCUGGCUGACAUUCAGGAUUUUGAGAUCAUCUUGCACCGAGUGGAGUGGGCCACGCUGCUGUUUUUUGCCGGCCUCUUCGUUUUGAUGGAGGCUUUAGCCCAGCUGCAGCUUAUUGACUAUAUCGGAGAACAGACAGCACUGCUUAUAAAAGCGGUGCCAGAAGACCAGCGCUUGGCUAUAGCCAUUAUCUUGGUGAUGUGGGUCUCGGCUCUGGCUUCUUCUCUCAUUGACAACAUUCCCUUCACUGCCACCAUGAUUCCUGUUCUCAUCAACCUGAGUCAGGAUGCAGAUGUGAACCUGCCAGUUAAACCGCUCAUCUUUGCUUUGGCUAUGGGAGCCUGUCUGGGUGGAAAUGGCACAUUGAUAGGAGCAUCAGCCAACGUUGUGUGUGCAGGCAUCGCUGAGCAACAUGGAUAUGGCUUUUCCUUCAUGGAGUUCUUCAAGCUAGGAUUCCCCAUGAUGAUAAUGACAUGCAUGAUCGGCAUGUGCUACCUGCUGGCCACGCACAUCGGACUGGGAUGGAACAUGUGAACUGUACCUGCUGCACAGAAAUCCAAAGAAACUGUGUGACCACUCCUCCAAGAGUCUGAGUUCACUGUAACGUGAUGUGUAACCUGACUGCUCAGUUUACCGGCAUUAUAUGAAGCAUUGCAGCCAUAUUUUUCAAAGCACGGAAAAGUGGUGUCUUUGAGUAAAGUGUAGACCAUCAGGGACCAGAUUUAUCUGAGCUUUGACCAAAAUGCAAGAAAUUUCUGAAACAAAAAUGUCACCAGUCCAUUAUGGUGUACAUGGUGCUAUGGCUUCACAGGGUAAAAUAACUAGUGUAAGCAUUUGAAGGUGUGCUCGCUGAUGUCAGACUGUCCGUUCUUUUGGAAAGAGACAAAAAAGAAACAAAAAAAGAAAAAAGUGGCCUGUUUAGAAAACCAAUCACGAACAUUACACCAGUGGUUUACCAAACUUCUGUUUAUAUUUACAACAAGAUCCAGUGAAAGGGAUUUUCUAAUGGUUUGUGUCAAAGGCAGCAUCAAUUUAACUGCAAAGAACCGAUGAGACAAGAAAGCAGUUGUAGACUGUGGUCGAAGCAUUGUAUACCACCUAGUGGAUUGUGUACAUGUAAACUCACUGAUUUAUUUCAGCAAUCAUAUUCAUCAUGUAAAUGCUCUCAAUGCACUGAACAGCAUCUUCUUACUUUAUCUGUUUUUCUGUAUGCGUUGUACAGCCCAACAUCCUGAACAGCCAAAAGGAGAACGAAAAAAUAAAUCGA
Molecule: messenger RNA, 3333 nt
Organism: Pundamilia nyererei
Lineage: Eukaryota; Metazoa; Chordata; Actinopteri; Cichliformes; Cichlidae
Gene: oca2
Product: oculocutaneous albinism II
Exons: 24
Coding region: 69-2600 (843 amino acids)
Biological process (GO): transmembrane transport; melanin biosynthetic process; melanocyte differentiation
Cellular component (GO): melanosome membrane
Source: RefSeq, a predicted model, not a curated record